Messenger RNA from Akanthomyces muscarius, 243 nucleotides. RefSeq lists its product as uncharacterized. The transcript is spliced from 2 exons. The record is from RefSeq and is a predicted model, not a curated record. Lineage: Eukaryota; Fungi; Ascomycota; Sordariomycetes; Hypocreales; Cordycipitaceae. Bases 1 to 243 code for a protein of 80 amino acids.
AUGGACUGGGGGGCCACUGGCAAUGCCGAGUACAUUGCCCAAACCUAUGGCGUCUCUGGCAGCAAAUACGAAACAGUCACAGCAAGGUCUUCAUCGGAGUCUAGUCUUGCGACCUGGCAAGUUGGCUUCUACAACGCCCGGGGCGCCGCUACCCCCGACGCUACGCCGAAACAUUCAGGUUCAAAAGCCGGCCUUGAACAAGUCAACAAUCUCUACUGUUUCCGAACAGUCUUUCUACCCUAG